GUGAAAUUUGGAAAUACAACAUUUAAGACAGAUGUGUAUCCCAAAUCACUUAAUCCUCAGUGGAAUUCUGAGUGGUUCAAAUUUGAAGUCCUGGACCACGACACGUACAGUGCCAACGAUGCCAUUGGCAAGGUGUACAUAGACAUCGACCCUCUGCUCUACAGCGAGGCUGCCACGGUCAUUUCAGGCUGGUUUCCAAUUUAUGAUACCAUUCAUGGUAUACGUGGGGAGAUCAACGUGGUGGUGAAAGUAGAUCUCUUCAAUGAUUUAAACAGAUUUAGGCAGUCAUCCUGUGGCGUCAAAUUCUUUUGCACCACGUCCAUCCCCAAGUGCUACCGGGCCGUGGUGAUCCACGGCUUCGUGGAGGAGCUGGUGGUGAACGAGGACCCCGAGUACCAGUGGAUCGACCGCAUCCGCACGCCCCGCGCCUCCAACGAGGCCCGCCAGAGGCUCAUCUCGCUCAUGUCAGGUGAAUUGCAAAGGAAGAUUGGCUUGAAGGUGCUUGAAAUGAGAGGAAAUGCUGUUGUUGGAUAUUUGCAGUGUUUUGAUUUGGAGGGAGAGUCUGGACUCGUAGUGAGAGCCAUAGGAACAGCCUGCACGUUGGAUAAAUUAAGUAACACAUCAGCAUUUUUACCUGCAUGUAACUCCCCAUCCAAAGAAAUGAAGGAGAUUCCUUUCAAUGAAGAUCCCAAUCCCAAUACAUAUUCAUCAGGACCCUCCACCCCUCUGAAAAACCAAACCUAUUCCUUUUCACCUUCCAAGUCCUACAGUCGACAGUCCUCUUCUUCUGACACAGAUUUGAGUUUGACACCCAAAACUGCACCUUCCCCGCAGGGACCUAGGAUUUUCCUGUUUCCCAGCUCCCCUACACUCUCUUGUGACUCCCCACAUGUAAAACAGUCCUGUCUCCUCCUCUCGGGGCCUAGCGUUAAACCUCUGCACUGUAGCCAUGUCAGCCCAGUUGUUCUGAGGAAAAGUGUUUCUUUCACUGAGGAGCUGCUUCUGGCUGCUUCUGGAAUGGGCAGUGGGAGUGCUGGAAAAGAAGGGGGGCCAUUUAAAACUCUUUUAAGACAACAGACUCAGUCAGCUCUGGAACAAAGGCCUUUGUCGGAAUUAUGGGUAACACAAGAUCAUACAAACUGCUAGACUGGAAUAGUUUCAAUUCAGAUGAACCAGAGACACGAGAUGCCUGGUGGGCAGAAAUCAGACAAGAGAUAAAAUCCCAUGCCAAGGCAUUGGGUUGUCAUGCUGUAGUGGGCUACAGUGAAUCAACCAGCAUUUGUGAAGAGGUCUGUAUUUUGUCCGCAUCUGGCACAGCAGCUGUACUGAACCCUAGGUUCCUUCAGGAUGGCACCAUGGAAGGCUGUUUGGAACAAAGGAUUGAAGAAGCUUCACCACCAGGUUGUGGAUUUUGCCAUAUCCCAUAUGAUGAAUUGAACAUGCCAUUUCCUGCCCACCUCACUUACUGUUACAACUGCAGGAAGCAAAAAGUUCCUGAUGUCCUUUUCACCACAAUCGACCUUCCUGUAGAGGCAAUAGUUGUUGGGAAGGGAUGUCUCAUUCAAGCCAGGCUGUGCCGGCUGAAGAAGAAAGCUCAGGCUGAGGCCAACGCCACCUCCAUCAGCAACCUGCUGCCCUUCAUGGAGUACGAAGUGCACACACAGCUGAUGAACAAGCUCAAGCUGAGGGGAAUGAAUGCCCUCUUUGGGCUCAGAAUUCAGAUCACUGUGGGGGAAAACAUGCUGAUGGGCUUGGCAUCUGCAACAGGUGUGUAUUUAGCAGCUCUGCCCACGCCUGGGGGCAUUCAGAUUGCUGGCAAGACUCCAAAUGAUGGCACCUACGAGCAGCACAUAUCCCAUAUGCAAAAGAAAAUCAAUGAUACAAUAGCAAAGAACAAGGAACUCUAUGAGAUUAAUCCUCCAGAGUUACCUGAAGAAAUUAUUGGGUCUCCCAUUCCAGAGCCAAGACAGCGUUCCAGGCUGUUGAGAUCUCAGUCAGAAAGCUCUGAUGAAGUUACAGAGCUUGACCUUUCCCAUGGGAAGAAGGAUGCUUUUGUCUUGGAGAUUGAUGACACGGAUGCAAUGGAAGAUGUGCAUUCUUUACUGACAGAUGUUCCACCACCUUCUGGUUUCUACAGUUGCAACACAGAAAUUAUGCCUGGUAUAAAUAACUGGACGCCGGAAAUUCAAAUGUUCACAGCAGUUAGAGUGUCCAGAUUAAGCAACAUUAACCCAACAAAUCAAACACUCAAUAAGAACUUUAAUGAUCUCUGUGAGAAUCUGCUGAAGAGCUUGUAUUUCAAGCUGCGCUCCAUGGUGCCCUGCUGCCUCUGCCACGUCAACUUCACCGUGGCUCUGCCCGAGGAUGAGCUGGUGCAGAUUGCAGUCACAGCUGUUGCCAUUACAUAUGACAAAAACCAAGCACUACAAGCCAACAAAGCACCUACAGAAAAAUCACAGCAAAGAGCAUCUACAGACAAUGAAGAACAGCUCCAGUUUCCCUUGGAACUUUCCUCUGAUCCCCUUUCUUCUCAACCAUUCUCUCCAGCUAAAGAAGCCCUGGAGGGUGCAAGCUCCCACACAGGUAUUCCUGCUGCUCAGAGAGCAACGUCAGUUGAUUACAGUUCCUUUGCAGACAGAUGCAACAGCUGGAUAGAGCUCAUUAAACUGAAAGCUCAGACCAUAAGGCGCGGAUCAAUUAAGACAACUCCUUCCCUUGAAAAGGCAAGUCCGUUGGCUGAGGGGUACUUGAGGCACCGUUCUGUCCCGUCGGGCACCAAUUCCACUGUCUCAGUUGUUAAGAUGACUCCUCUUUCCUUCCUCCCUGGGGCGAAAAUAACCAAAUACCUUGGGAUAAUCAACAUGUUUUUUAUCCGAGAAACCACUUCCUUGCGCGAGGAGGGUGGUGUCAGUGGCUUCCUGCACGCCUUCAUUGCUGAAGUGUUUGCCAUGGUGAGAGCCCACGUUGCAGCUCUGGGAGGGAAUGCUGUUGUGUCGUACAUAAUGAAGCAGUGUGUUUUCAUGGAGAACCCAAACAAAAAUCAGGCGCUGCCCUGCCCAGCACCGAGGCCGCUCACAAUGGGGAAUCGCCGCGUUUGCAUCUUCACCGUCAGUGUCUGUCCAUGGAUUCACGGCCCAGCCCCGGGACAAUCAUUCUUUGUUGUCGUGUGACUGAGGUGAGUCGGAGCAGGAGCUGCAGCUGAGCUCUGCUCCUUUAGUCCUGUUCUGGCCUCUGUGAAACCAGGCAGCACGUGAAGCACUCACAGGAGAACGUGGCUUAGAACAGCAGGCAUCUCAUGGAACUGUGGAAGGAAGGAAGGAAGGAAGGAAGGAAAAAUUCUGUUCCAUUUUGAGCUGUUCAGUGGGACCAUGCUAAGUUGUCAUUCAGAACCAUUUCUGAGUGUGAGUGUUGUCUGUCUGUCUGUCUCUGUCUGUCUGUCUGUCUCAGGUCAGGGUGGGAGGGAGGGGCCUGAGAAGUCUGGGCUGGAAACCUUUGAUGAAGAAGGGAGAGAUUUGUGUGCAAGCCAAGGAAACAUGGGCUGGACUCUGGAAUUCCUUUACAUCAUAGAGUGUGGAGAGAAAAAGCAGUACCAAAAAGUUACAGUUUGAAUUUCUGCUCAUUGAAAGUAUGUUUUCUUACUUUGUUGUUGUUCUUGUAUUUGGGAGCUGGGGGCUGUUGUUUGUUUCUUUAAUUGUUUUUUAAAAGCUGCCAGACCACAGUGCUGUGAUCCUGGGCAUCCCUGUGGUGGGACAAAAAAACCCCAGAACACAACCAAGAGUUGAGGGUGUGUCUGGUGCUAACACAAGAGGUUCCCUUCAGUAUUGACAAAGCAGAUCUUUUCGUUAUUGAAGACUUGGAGAAAGAAUUGUCCUGAGGUUCAUUUUCCUGAGGCAGGAUCUGUUUCAAGGAUGACACAAACAGUCCCCCAAAAAUGAGUUGUGCAGAGGUUAUCCUGCAGCCUCUUCCUGUUUGAGUGCCUGGCUAAUUGGAGAUUGAUUUAUGUGUCUGACACUGGUUCCACUGGGGUCUUUUUGUUCUUUUCCAGUGCUGUAGCUGGGAAAUUAGGGUACUGCACAGACAGGAAAUUUGUCAUUUCCAGUAAAAGUCUGAAAGGUGAUGAUAGUGUAUUGUAAAAAAAACCAACAGAAAACCAUUGAUUUGAAGAUGCAUUCUUGCUUAAUUCUGACAACAUUGUACAUGGAACUUGAACAAAGAUGUAAACUUGAAUGUAAAUAUUCUGUUUAGAUUUGAAAUUAAGCAAUGGCAUGAUUAUUUGUUAAAACUAAUUAUUUCAUUGUAAAUGAGCAUGAAGAUCAUUCUUGCACAAUAAAUAUCUUUAUAAAAUUC
Molecule: messenger RNA, 4347 nt
Organism: Zonotrichia albicollis (white-throated sparrow)
Lineage: Eukaryota; Metazoa; Chordata; Aves; Passeriformes; Passerellidae
Source: RefSeq, a predicted model, not a curated record